Messenger RNA from Cynoglossus semilaevis (tongue sole), 909 nucleotides. RefSeq names its product glutathione S-transferase 3-like. Gene Ontology annotation, biological process: glutathione metabolic process. The transcript has 7 exons. NCBI's taxonomy places the organism in Eukaryota, Metazoa, Chordata, Actinopteri, Pleuronectiformes, Cynoglossidae. The record is from RefSeq and is a predicted model, not a curated record. The coding region runs from base 141 to 803 and encodes 220 amino acids. Gene Ontology annotation, molecular function: glutathione transferase activity.
CAAUCAGAUACUUCGUAUGUCUUCUCCACCUUUCUAUGUGAGUACGAAAAUUAUCUAAGUGCGUCAACGUUGUGUCCAGUGGUCAGUUCCACCACUUCACCAGAGGCUGAGUACAUUGCAGUUACAUUCCUACAUUGACCAUGGCGGAAAAAGUCGUACUAUAUUACUUCAAUGGCAGAGGAAGAAUGGAAGCAAUCCGCUGGCUUUUGGCUGCUGCUGGAGUUGAGUUCGACGAGGUUAUCCUGACCGAAAGGAAGCAAUAUGAGAAACUUCUUUCAGAUGGAGUCCUCAUGUACGAGCAGGUUCCACUGGUGGAGAUAGAUGGCCUGAAGCUGGUUCAGACCCGAGCCAUCAUGAACUACAUAUCGGAGAAGUACAAUCUCGAUGGAAAAGACCUCAAAGACCGCGCCAUGAUCAACAUGUACUCUGAGGGACUGAUGGAUGUCAUGGAAAUGAUCAUGUAUUUGCCCUUCAGUUCAGACCUAAAACCAAAACUUGACAAUAUUCAGAAAAAAGCAAACGAACGCUACCUGCCUGUGUUUGAGAAGGCUUUGUCCGGAGCCUCGUACCUGGUAGGAGACAGCCUCAGCCGUGCGGAUGUGCAUCUGCUAGAAUGUAGCCUGAUGCUGGAGGAGAAAUUCCCUGAAAUCCUCUCCAAAUUUCCAAAUAUUAAGGCUUUCCAGGGCAGGAUGAGUCAGCUUCCUAACAUCAGCAAGUUCCUGCAGCCGGGCAGCAAGAGAAAACCUCAGCCUGACGCUGUCUAUGUGAAGACAGUCAUGGCUGUGUUGAAAAUAAAUCUUUGAAGUUUGAAUGAGUUACAGAGAAGAUCUUUUUACAUAAUCAGUUUAAAUCAAUUUUUCUGUGCAAAACCCCACUUGAUAAACAAUGGAAUGCAAAUUGUCUAUUUCA